Epinephelus fuscoguttatus (brown-marbled grouper) is the source of this 7239-nucleotide messenger RNA. It is a transcript of the gene xdh, whose product is annotated as xanthine dehydrogenase. Bases 78 to 4124 code for a protein of 1348 amino acids. The transcript has 35 exons. The record is from RefSeq and is a predicted model, not a curated record. Lineage: Eukaryota; Metazoa; Chordata; Actinopteri; Perciformes; Serranidae. Gene Ontology annotation, molecular function: molybdopterin cofactor binding; FAD binding; iron ion binding.
CCCCUGAGCAGUGACAGUCCAGAUCAGAACAGACGGACACCGAGAGGAGGACGCAGAGUGCCAUCAACAAGGACGAAAUGAACGGAACCAAGGCCGACACCGAGACCCGGUCCGGGUCCACCUCUGAUGAGCUCAUCUUCUUCGUCAACGGGAGGAAGGUCGUUGAGAAGAACCCAGAUCCUGAGAUGAGUCUACUGACUUACCUGAGGAGGAAACUGGGUCUAACUGGGACUAAACUGGGCUGUGCUGAGGGAGGAUGUGGAGCCUGUACCGUCAUGUUGUCCAGAUACCAAACACACACUGAGCAGCUGCUUCAUUACGCCAUCAACGCCUGUCUCGCCCCGCUCUGCUCCCUGCACCUGGUCGCCGUGACAACUGUGGAGGGCAUCGGCAGCGUGGCACAAAAACUACAUCCUGUCCAGGAGCGAAUAGCCCGAGCUCAUGGCUCACAGUGUGGUUUCUGUACUCCAGGGAUCGUCAUGUCCAUGUACGCUCUGCUCAGGAACAACCCUGUCCCCAAGAUGGCCGACGUGGAAGAGGCGUUUCAAGGAAAUCUGUGUCGUUGUACUGGAUACAGGCCGAUACUGGACGGAUACAGGACCUUCACCAAGGAAGGGGGGUGCUGUGGUGGCAGGGGGCGGGACACCGGCUGCUGUCUGACCAAUGGGAGCGCAGCAGAGAGACACUCGCAGGAAGUCAAUGAUGAAUCGACGUCUUUAUUCAGCACUGCCAACUUCACGCCCUUUGACCCCACACAGGAAGUCAUCUUCCCUCCUGAGCUCAUGUCUCUAACCAAAGGUCAGAGGUCGUCCUCACUGUCUUUCCAUGGCGACAGGACGACAUGGCUGCAGCCCGACAGUCUGGAUGAGUUUCUGCGUCUGAAGUGGAAACAUCCCGAUGCCCGAAUCGUCGUGGGAAACACCGAAGUGGGUAUCGAGGUGAAGUUUAAGAACAUGGUGUAUCCGGUGAUUUUGGCGCCGACGUUCGUCCCUGAACUGAGCUCAGUGACUCAAACUGACGACGGUGUGGUGUUUGGUGCAGCGUGCACUCUCAGCCACAUGGGGGCAGUACUGAAACAGGCGGUGGAGACUCUUCCUCCUCAUCAGACCCAGGUCUUCCUCGCUGUCCUGGAGCAGCUGCGCUGGUUUGCUGGGAUGCAGAUUCGUAACGUGGCGGCUGUCGGUGGAAACAUCAUGACCGCCAGCCCCAUAUCUGACCUCAACCCUGUGUUUAUGGCCGCGGGCUGUAAACUCAUCCUGAGGGACAAAGAUGGGAGUCGUGUGGUUCAGAUGGAUGACGGUUUCUUCACCGGUUACAGGAAGACAAUCCUGCGACCACAGGAAGUCCUGGUGUCCAUCGAGAUCCCGUACAGCAAAAAGACUCAGUUUGUCUCCGCCUUCAAACAGUCUCCUCGCCGAGAGGAUGACAUCAGCGUUGUCACCGCUGCGAUGAGUGUAACCUUCUCACCCGAGACUGACAUUGUCAAGGACUUGAGGCUGAGUUAUGGUGGCAUGGCGCCCGUCACGGUGCUGGCUAAGCAGACGGCGAACAGACUGCUGGGAAGGCGGUGGGGGGAGGAGCUUCUCCAGGAGGCGUGCUCCUCAUUGGCCGAGGAGAUGACCCUCGACCCCUCUGCGCCGGGCAACAUGGUGACGUACCGGCGAACUUUGACUCUCAGCUUCUUCUACAAGUUCUACCUGAUGGUGCUGCAGAAGCUUCUCGACCAGGGCGUGGACGUGGCGGCGGUCAGCUCAGACUGUGUCAGUGCGACGCAGAUUUAUCGUCCAGAGACAGCGUCCAGCGUUCAGAUAUACCAGGCAGUGCCGGAGGGGCGGAGCCAGGAUGAUGUGGUGGGCCGUCCCAUGAUGCAUCUGUCGGCCCUGAAGCAGGCGACGGGUGAGGCGAUUUACUGUGACGACAUGCCGCAGUACGAGAACGAGCUUUACCUGGCGCUCGUCACCAGCAGCAAAGCACACGCCCACAUCCUCUCCGUAGAUGCCUCGGCAGCUGAGCGAAUGCCUGGUGUAGUCUGCUGUGUGUUUGCCGCUGACAUCCCCGGCAGUAACGCCACCGGACCGGUCGAAUACGAUGAGACCGUCCUCGCUGACGGCCAGGUGACAUGUGUCGGUCACAUCAUCGGCGCCGUGGUCGCUGACACUCAGAUCCACGCUCAGAGAGCUGCCAAGGCUGUCAGGAUCCAGUACGAAGAGUUGCGGCCGGUCGUCACCAUCCAGGAAGCCAUUGCCACCCAGUCCUUCUAUCAGCCAAUCAGGACCAUCCAGAGUGGUGACCUGGAGGCGGGCUUUAAACAGGCCGACCACAUCCUGGAGGGUGAGAUGCACAUUGGAGGGCAGGAACAUUUUUACCUGGAGACAAACGUCACGCUGGCCGUUCCCAGAGAAGACGGCGAGAUGGAGCUCUUUGUUUCUACUCAGGCUGCCUCCAAAACACAGAGUCUGGUGGCGCAGGCGUUGGGCGUUCCGUCUAACAAGGUGGUGGUCCGGGUGAAGAGGAUGGGUGGAGGCUUCGGAGGGAAGGAGAGCCGAACCACCAUCCUGUCCACUGUGGUUGCUGUGGCAGCAAACAAGCUGAAGAGACCUGUGAGGUGUAUGUUGGACAGAGACGAGGACAUGUUGGUCACCGGAGGAAGACACCCAUUCUACGGAAAAUACAAGGUGGGUUUCCUGAACAGUGGUAAGGUCAUGGCUCUGGACGUAUCGUACUACAGUAACGCAGGAAACUCGAUGGACCUCUCUCUGGCGGUCAUGGAGCGCGCUCUGUUCCACAUGGAAAACUCGUACAAUGUGGCGAACGUGCGUGGCCGCGGCUUCCUGUGCCGCACCAACUUGGCAUCCAACACGGCAUUCAGGGGCUUCGGAGGGCCACAAGGCAUGAUGGUUGCUGAAAGCUGGAUGACGGACGUGGCUCAGAGUCUGGGGAAGCCGGCGGAGGAGGUGCGCAGGUUGAACUUGUACGUGGAAGGAGAGUCAACACCCUACAACCAGAUCCUGGAUCAGUUCACCCUGGGUCGCUGCUGGGAUGAGUGCCUGUCACGCUCUGGAUACCAGCAGCGCCGAGCUGCCAUCGACCUCUACAACAGACAGAACCGGUGGACCAAACGAGGCCUCGCCAUAAUCCCCACCAAGUUUGGCAUAAGCUUCACUGCCGUCUUCCUCAACCAGGCUGGAGCUCUGGUUCAUAUCUACACUGACGGCUCGGUGUUGUUGACUCACGGUGGGACGGAGAUGGGACAAGGACUCCACACGAAGAUGGUCCAGGUUGCCAGCAGGGUUCUGGGUAUCCCCUGUUCAAAGAUCCACAUUUCAGAGACCAGCACCAGUACUGUCCCCAACACCAGCCCCACUGCCGCCUCUGCCUCCUCAGACCUCAAUGGAGCUGCCGUUCAAAACGCCUGUGAAGUCCUCAUGACACGUUUGGAACCUUACAAGACCAAGAACCCCAAAGGAUCAUGGGAAGACUGGGUGAGAGCGGCGUAUUUUGACAGAGUCAACCUCAGUGCAAACGGUUUCUACAAGACUCCAGAUCUGGGUUAUGAUUUUGACUCAAACUCAGGUCGAGCUUUCAGCUACUUCAGCUACGGCGUCGCCUGUUCAGAGGUGGAGAUCGACUGUCUGACCGGAGCUCACAAGAACCUGAGCACGACCAUCGUGAUGGACGUUGGUCACAGUCUCAACCCGGCCAUAGACAUCGGACAGGUGGAGGGGGCGUUCAUGCAGGGUCUGGGUCUCUUCACGCUGGAGGAGCUUCAUUACUCUCCCCAGGGUGUCCUCCUCACCCGAGGACCUGGUUCUUAUAAGAUCCCAGCCUUUGGUGACAUCCCCACCGAGCUAAUCGUCUCGCUGCUCCGCGAUGCACCAAACGACAAGGCCAUCUUCGCCUCCAAGGCUGUUGGUGAGCCUCCUCUUUUCCUGGCGGCAUCGGUUUUCUAUGCCAUCAAAGAUGCCAUUACCGCUGCCCGAGUGGAGUCGGGCUUCAGCGGUCCCUUCAGGCUAGACAGUCCUGCCUCCGCUGAGAGGAUCCGCAACGCCUGCAGUGACAGAUUCACCAAACUGGUUCCUUCUGCAGAACGAGGCUCCUUCACCCCGUGGUCUGUUCAAGUCUAAGACUGGACGGAGAGACGGUGGUCUGAUGGUGGUCUGAUGGUCUCUGGUGAAUCUGUAACCACCAUAACGCACAUUUCCCCACCUGGUCAUUUCCACCUGUUGGAUCAGAGUUCAUAUUGUCUUCAUCAUUUAAUGACGUGCUACACCUGGGUUUGGUUUCUAUGACAACCAAUCAAUCAGUCAAUCAAUUUUAUUUAUACAGCCCAAUAUUACGAAUCACAAUUUGCCUCACAGGGCUUUACAGCAUACGACAUCCCUCUGUCCUUAUGACCCUCACAGCUGAUCAGGAAAAACUCCCCAAAAAACCCUUUAACGGGGAAAAAACGGUAGAAACCUCAGGAAGAGCAACUGAGGAGGGAUCCCUCUUCCAGGACGGACAGACGUGCAAUAGAUGUCGUACAGAACAGAUCAGCAUGAUAAAUUAACAGUAAUCCAUAUGACACAAUGAGACAGAGAGAGAGAGAGAGAGAGAGAGAGAGAGAGAGAUAGAUGCAGGACAGACGGUAAUGACAGUAGCUUACAACAACAUUAAUGAAAGUAAUAAUAUUAUAGUUAUAGUUCUAUUCUACAAUAGUACCACAGUAGCCAGAUAUCUUGACAUUUUUUCCCCUCUGUUAAAGAGUUUUUUUGGGGAGUUUUUCCUGAUCAGCUGUGAGGGUCAUAAGGACAGAAGGAUGCCAUAUGCUGUAAAGCCCUGUGAGGCAAAUUGUGAUUCAUGAUAUUGGGCUUUGUAAAUAAUAUUGAUUGAUUGAUUGAUUGAUUGACAUUAACAAAGCUAGGUAGCUAAUGUGAUGCAACGUUAACAGAGGAUUGAUGACACAGGUAACAAUGAGCUAACAAUAUGAGCGGAGAUAAAAGCUCAGCAGCAACACCCAGAAUCCGCCGGAUGAUCUGCGGCCACAGAUGAACUUUCCUGUCUCAAGAUUGACACCAGCAAAAAGUUCAGAGAAUUUUUUAAUUGGAGGCACUCUGAGUGUUUGAGAGGCAUCAAUCUGCAGAGCUGAAGACAGUUGAUGUUUUACAGAUGGAGAUUCAUAAAUAUAUCUUUUGAGAUUAUUCUGGUAAAAAUAAAGUUUGGCUUGUGCUCUCAAUCGUCUGUUUAAAGUGUAAUUAGAAAACCUUCCCACCAGUGAAGCUCGUUAGCUGACGCUGUCUCUAUCAGACCCCGCUGACCCAGGCUGUGAUCUGCUCCUCCGUUAGAAGAACCAGACGGAGGAUGGGACGUCAGUGGGCGGGGUCUAUAGGCGUCCCUCCAAUGUCCACACACCCCUGGAUGUGGAGGUGGGGACUUGGUCCUUUUUUCCCGGGGGUUUGGUGUUCUCGUUGUCAAGACAGACAGACUCGCCCCUUCUUGGACAUUUAGACGUGGAAAUAAAACCCUUUUAAAAUAACUUAUUUCCGUUAUGAUCGGGGAGUUGAUGCGCAGAUGUUCACUGGUUGAAAUAUUAACUACUUCCACUUCUGUGAUGUGAUUGGCUGAAUUAUAAACUGAUAAGUUUUUGAGUUAGCCUCUGAUUGGCCACAUUAAAAAAAUGACUGACAGAAGCCCCGUCCCCUUGAGCUCACUGCAGGUCGAUGAUUUAAAAAGAAGCUCAACAUGACACGUUUCUUCUCUAGUGAAGAACGACUCAAAAAAGAUGCUGCUGCUCAGAAGAUUAAAAAAAAAGAACAAAGAACAUGAUGUGGAUGCAUGUCUUUAUGACGUGUGAUUAAAACAGAACGGUCGGAAGAUUUUACUUUCACCUGGAAUUUUAAUAACUUUGUUGUUAGCUGAUCGGCUACAAAUGAGAACUAAAUUUUUUUUUUUUUUUACAGAUGUGAAUUUACUGACAGAAUCAUUUUCAGUUCAGUCGAUACAAAUCAUCAGAUAAUUAACGUUCCCACUUUUAUCUCAGUUUAUCUCAAUGAAAACAACGAUAAAAACACAACAUCUGGAGCGCUGCGUCACAUGACAGUUAGGUUUAUCGAAGGUUUCCAGGCACACAGAGUUAAAUAUAUGGCAUCAUAAUUAAAUUUAAUUAUGACGUGAAACGACAGUAAAAAACAAAUUGUACAAACUUAUUUCACUCAGCUUGAACAAAAAUGAAAUGUCUCAAAUGUUAAUUUAUUCCGAAACUGAUUUAAUCUUCAUCCAGAGUUUGUUGUGUUUGUAGAGUUCAGAUCUGCCACACACACAGGUUCAUUAUUAUUACUACUACUAUUAUUAUUAUUAUUAUUAUUGUUAUUAUUAUUAUUAUUGCUACUAUUUUUACUAUGGUCUAUUGAUGUCUCCUGUUAUGGACGGCAUUUAGAUUCUGUAGUGCAAGUUUUACCUGGAGGGAUUUGGCAGUGCAACAGUCAGGUGCGGUAUGAUCGUCGGCCCAGUUAGCUCAGAUAGCCUGGUUAGCUCAGUUAGCCUGGUUACCUGAGAUCGUAGGAGAAACUGUGUGCCAACAUCGUUCAGUCGGGUGUUUCUGUGGAAACUCUUAAUCAAACAUUUAAUUUACAGUGACGUCACCCAGAUGUGUCAAUGUAAUGAUAGUGACGUCGUUCAGAUGACCUCUGGCUGCAGAUUGACAUGGUAAUGAGGUGAUAACGAAUGAUGUGGAGUGUCUGAUCCCUGCUACGUUCAGUCCGUCUGUUGUCUCUGCUUCGUUUGUUGUCGUUUUUUUGUGUCUUCGCCCUGACAGGUCGGUUAUCCAGUAAGAAUCUGUGAACAUCAGGACGAUGUUAGUACAUAUCCUGUCCCAACAUAUGAUUGGCUGAGACAACAGUUCACAUCAAAUUCAUGCCCACGUUUAGAUGAACUUGAGAAACAUCGAAAACAGAACUGAAGUUCUUUAAUGGAUUCACCCUCAGAAGAAAAACUGUGAUUGGUUCGUUUUCUUUUCCUAUUACAUUAACAAAAUGUUUGUCCAAAUGAGAUCUACAAAUUAUCAUUUUGUUUUCUAAAUGAAUAAAAACAAACACACAAACAAAUAAAAUUCAUAAAAAAAAAUAUAUAAAUAAAUGAUAUUUUACAGAAAAAUUAGUACUUUUUUUUUCUUUUCUGAACAUUCUCUGGUUUAUAUAAAUAUUAAAAUAAAUAUGAUGAUGAUGAUGAUGAAGAGGAAGAUGAUUAAAUAAUCACUUAUGU